This is a messenger RNA of Solanum verrucosum, 627 nucleotides long. Its product is annotated as succinate dehydrogenase subunit 6, mitochondrial-like. NCBI's taxonomy places the organism in Eukaryota, Viridiplantae, Streptophyta, Magnoliopsida, Solanales, Solanaceae. The record is from RefSeq and is a predicted model, not a curated record. The coding region runs from base 78 to 524 and encodes 148 amino acids. The transcript is spliced from 3 exons.
CAUCACACCAACCUAGGAAUAAUUCUAGAAGGACCACUUUUUGAGAAGAAGAAGAAGAGCUCUAAAAUCGAUUAACAAUGGCUGAGGAUUCAUCAUCAUCCCAGUCCUUCCUGAGGAGGCAUUGGGAAGGAUACAAGGAGUUUUGGGGCGAGAGAUUUUCCUUUUUGGACAACUAUUCAAGGUUCAUCAAGCGCGACAAGCCACUCCCUUCUUGGUCUGAUUCUGAUGUCGAGGAAUUCAUUGCUUCUGACCCACUUCACGGACCCACUCUGAGGACUGCUAGGGAAGCAGCAAAGAUUAGUGCUGUAGGAGGCAUUAUUGGAGCUGUUUCAACUGCAGGUGUUACUUGGAAGUAUUCCAGGAGUUUGCAUGGUACUGCACUGUCUCUUGGAGCUGGCGCUGUCUUUGGCUGGACAUUUGGACAGGAAGUUGCUAACCACUGGCUGCAGCUAUACAGGCUUGACACCAUGGCUGCCCAGGUUAAAUUCAUGGAAUGGUGGCAGAACAAGGUUGAAGGACAGUAAUUCUCGUAUCUUAUCCCCGGUUGAAGGACAGUUUGAAGUUUGGUUUUGGUGUUAAAUGUCAAUGAACUUCUUUCAGGAAUAAGAAUCAAUCAGAGUGUUCAAA